Molecule: messenger RNA, 2525 nt
Organism: Annulohypoxylon maeteangense
Lineage: Eukaryota; Fungi; Ascomycota; Sordariomycetes; Xylariales; Hypoxylaceae
Product: PLC-like phosphodiesterase
Exons: 3
Coding region: 170-2344 (724 amino acids)
Biological process (GO): phosphatidylinositol-mediated signaling; lipid metabolic process
Molecular function (GO): phosphatidylinositol-4,5-bisphosphate phospholipase C activity
Source: RefSeq, a predicted model, not a curated record
GAUCACUAUUUCGAAGCCCUUUCUGACGGGCGACGAACCUCCCACCCCUAAUGGUCUUUAACGACCCCCUCUCUUGCUCAGUGGGAGCACAACCGAGAUAGCAGAACUUGUAACUCUGGAUUUUUGGAAUUUUGGAAAGACAUUAAUCAAUUCACUGUUAUUUGACCCGAUGUGUUUCACUAUGCGGAAACGACCGACCGAUGCGAUCCCGAGGCACACCAACUCGAUGCGUCGCCGCCUUACCUUGAAUGCCGAACUUGGAACCAAUUCGAUUAAGGCUCUUAAACGAGCAAUUGCCUUGGCUUCUUUUGUCGCGCCGACCGUCGUACAUUUCCAAGGUGGAAAGGAGGUUUACCUUAGCGCUGCCAUCCAACGACAUUUCCGAAAAUUAUACGAUUCAAUACGUCGAGGAGAACCGACCCUAUCCCGUGUUGCGUUUGCGAACUUCCUCGAGGGUGUACAAGGCGAUACUAAUCCGACAUUAGAGGCUUUAACAGAAGAAAGGUAUAAUUUUGAGAGAUUUCUUGAAGUAUGGUGGCUCCAGUUUAGCCUUGAAGCAGAGAAGCCCGCGUCCCCUGAAAUCAAGGACCUAUCGAAACCUAUUAGCAACUAUUUCAUUAGCAGUAGCCACAACACAUAUUUAUCUGGUAAUCAAUUGGCCGGCCGAAGUACAGCAGACGCAUACAGGCGCGUCUUGAGAAGAGGAUGUCGAUGUAUAGAGAUUGAUGUGUGGAAUGGCGAUUCACAAAGCUCGACGCCGGACCAUCCACGAGAUGCAUCUUUGAAACCGGUUUCGAGAUUCGAACACGUUCGUCACCUUUCCGGCGGAAGUUUGCAUACUGCAGCUGCUCAUCUUAAGGGAACGGUAGAGGAGACAAUCGAGAAGACGCGACAAAAGCUAGGUGUUGAGAAAGUCCACAGCCACAGUCCUAGAUGCAGCAAAUCUGAAUUAUCACCACCACCCUUUAGUCGUGAGAUCGGUGGUAGCCUCGAUCCCGCUGCUCUCUCUCGUGAGCUCGAAGGGGAACGUUCGUCCUUACGGUCCAGACCAUCAUUACCCCCAGAUGAACCAAUUGUGAUGCAUGGCUAUACAUUCACUGCACCUGUCGGGUUCCGUGAAGUGUGCAGAGCAAUUCGCGAAGUUGGCUUCGAGACAAACAGCUUACCCAUCAUUGUGAGCCUAGAAGUACAUGCCGACCAAGAGCAACAGGAAGCUAUGGUAAAGAUCAUGAAGGAGGAGUGGGCGGGCGUGUUGAUCGACAAGCAUCACGAAACCUGUCCAAACGGCGUGAUGCCAAAGUUAGAGGAAUUGCGCAACAAGAUACUCAUCAAAGUCAAAAAGGCAUCUUCAUCGUUAGAUCCGGGAACCAUGUCAACGUUGGCUCCGAACCAGACAAUUGACGACGAGGCAUCUGGAUCAGAAGACGAUAGGCCUGUCCUCCCCAACGGCGCAAAAAAGCCAAAAGUGCCUAUAUGCGAAAGUCUAAGCUCUCUUGCUAUAUACACCCACAGCGAGCACUUUACGAACUUCGAGUCGCCUGCUGCCAAAAGUCCUUCGCACAUCUUCUCAAUAAGCGAGAAUAAGAUAUUAGAGCUCGUGGUUUCAAAACACCAUGAGCUAUUUUCCCAUAAUCGCCAUUAUUUCAUGCGUGCUUAUCCCAAGGGCCUCCGUUGGGACUCAUCUAAUCCCGACCCCACACAAUUUUGGCGCAAAGGUGUACAGAUGGUGGCUAUGAAUUGGCAAUCUUGGGAUGAGGGCAUGAUGCUCAACGAAGCUAUGUUUUCGGGUGAACACGGAUGGGUGCUAAAGCCACCGGGUUAUCGCAGCGAAGACGUGUGGCCGGGUCAGGAGGCUGAUCUUCCUCACCACACUUCCCUGGAUCUCAUGAUUACGAUACUCGCCGGCCAGCAUAUUCCACUACCCGAGGGUAUUGAUAGCAGCAACUCUAGAUCCUUGAGGCCUCUGGUGAAGUGUGAAUUACAUGUUGAAAAAGCGGAAGAACGACUUGGAUCGUUCCUUGAAGGAACCAGUAAAGCGCGGGAAUGCGACUAUAAGCAGAAAACUGCGGCUGGAAAGUCGGAUCACCCAGACUUCAGUUCUGUCAAAAACGAUCUUCAAUUCAUGGGUGUCCAAAAGGUCAUUGAAGAGCUCAGCUUUGUCAGGUUCAAAGUCGAAGACGAUGCGCCGCGGCUCGUAUCACUCCGCGACCCUUCCGCUGGCUGGGCAUGCAUCCGUCUUGAUCGAUUAGCGACGGGUUACCGCUUUGUUCGCCUUUUCGACGCUAGUGGAAACAAGACCCAGGGAGUUCUCCUCAUCCGUGUAGUUAAAAACUUCCAUCGUUGACCCCGUUUCGCGUGGAUGAGCGAAGUCGGAGGUUAUAGCCAAACAGUCGUGCUCAGCACUGACGGGCGGGUUAUAAGCCUGGCGGCUCACGGCCGCUGGCCGCGUGCGACCGCAUCACCAAAGACCACGAGUCAUAUUUUUCCUUUCUCUCACAACAUCCCGUUGCUCUAUUCCCGAGCCC